Molecule: messenger RNA, 5037 nt
Organism: Carassius auratus (goldfish)
Lineage: Eukaryota; Metazoa; Chordata; Actinopteri; Cypriniformes; Cyprinidae
Gene: slc6a22.2
Product: solute carrier family 6 member 22, tandem duplicate 2
Exons: 15
Coding region: 207-2033 (608 amino acids)
Biological process (GO): nitrogen compound transport; amino acid transport; sodium ion transmembrane transport
Cellular component (GO): plasma membrane; cell projection
Molecular function (GO): gamma-aminobutyric acid:sodium:chloride symporter activity
Source: RefSeq, a predicted model, not a curated record
GGGGGACACAGAAAACACUAAAUACUAAACCUGGGUUUAGACCAACAGCUUAGGUCCAACAGUGCUUGUUCAGGAGCUCUUGAAGCCGGUUUGGCCACUCCUCAGACAUUCUCUUUGAGGACAUUAUUUAUUUUGAGCUGCUGACCUAGGUACAGGCACUACAUAAAACAGACAUACAAGACGGAUUCUUCACAAAUUAAAGCAUCAUGGAGCAUAGCUCAAGGCCAGGUGGGAAGUUAAACCUCAUGAAUGGUGCCCUAGUGCAGGCCAGACCUAAACCUCAGGCAAGAGAGCAGUGGUCUAAUAAGCUGGAGUUUCUCUUGGCGGUGGCAGGGCACAUCAUUGGCCUGGGAAAUGUGUGGAGGUUUCCUUACUUGUGCUACAAGAAUGGAGGGGGUGCAUUUUUUGUGCCGUAUGUGCUGUUUCUCUUCACCUGUGGGAUUCCACUUUUCUUUUUGGAGACCUCACUCGGUCAGUUCACCAGUCAGGGUGGAAUUACGUGCUGGAGAAAGAUCUGUCCACUGUUUGAAGGUCUUGGUUAUGGUAGCCAAGUUGUUGUCCUCUAUACAGGAGUCUAUUACAUCAUAAUUCUUGCUUGGGCUUUCCUUUACCUCUUUUCAUCCUUCAGUUCAGAGCUGCCAUGGGCAAGCUGCAACAACUACUGGAACACAGAGAACUGCAAAGAGUUCAGCAAAAGCAACAUCACUAAAUAUUCUCCAGAGAAAAGCACAUCUCCUGUUAUUGAGUUUUGGGAGAGAAGAAUUUUGGGCUUGUCUGAGGGAAUAGACCAGAUUGGUAAUGUUAGAUGGGACUUGGCACUCUGCCUCCUGCUGGCCUGGAUCAUCUGCUACUUCUGUGUGUGGAAGGGAGUGAAGUCCACAGGCAAGGUGGUCUACUUCACUGCUACUUUCCCCUAUUUAAUGUUGGUCGUGCUGCUGGUCCGUGGCCUUACUCUUCCUGGAGCGAAAAAUGGCAUCACAUUCUACCUCUACCCUGAUCCAGCACGUCUCAAAGACCCACAGGUGUGGAUGGAUGCAGGUAGUCAGAUAUUUUACUCCUAUGGAGUCUGUACAGGAGUACUGACUGCUUUGGGAAGCUACAACAAAUAUGAGAACAACUGCUAUAGAGACUGUGUAUACUUGUGUCUGCUCAACAGCUUAACUAGCUUUGUGGCUGGUUUUGCUAUAUUUUCGGUCCUGGGCUUCAUGGCAGAUGAACAGGGAAUUGAUAUUUCAAUGGUUGCAGAGUCAGGUCCUGGUUUGGCUUUCAUUGCUUACCCCCGUGCUGUAGCUUUGAUGCCCCUGCCUCAGUUAUGGGCAAUCUUCUUUUUUAUCAUGAUCAUAUUCCUGGGAUUGGAUAGUGAGUUUGUGUAUCAUGAAGCCCUGGUAACUGCUAUCUCGGAUAUGUAUCCCUCCUUCUUCCAAGUUGGACACCGGCGAAAAUUUCUUCUCCUCUUCAUAAGUGCUGCCAGCUUCCUUGUUGGUCUGCUAAUGGUAACAGAGGGUGGCCUGUAUGUCUUCCAGCUUUUUGACUAUUAUGCCUGUAGUGGCAUGACUCUUCUUACCUUCGCUGUCCUUCAGUCCAUCUGUGUUGGAUGGGUAUAUGGUGCAGAUCGCCUCUAUGACAGCAUUGAGGAUAUGAUUGGAUAUCGGCCCUGGCCUUUCAUGAAGUGUUGCUGGAAAUAUUUAACACCUGCUAUAUGCACAGGAACGCUUAUCUUCUCCUUGAUUAAAUACACCCCUCUGAAGUUCAACAAUGUGUAUGAGUACCCCUGGUGGGGUUAUGCGAUUGGUGGCUUCUUCACCCUUUCCUCCACCCUACUAAUUCCACUGUGGAUGAUUUAUUCGGUUUGCACCACUCCAGGGUCUAUGCAACAGAGAGUAAGAGCUUUGUGUACUCCUGCUGAAGACCUGCCAGAUCCUAAACGCCCAAAACAGAAGCUAAACACUGUUACUUUUGAAACCUUCACAGACCUAUUGACUUUACGAACUGUUCAUACACCAAACUCAUUAUCUCACAGAGACAUUGUCUGAUUGUCCAGCAUUUCAGCGUUGCAUUUGGCCUCCUGAUCUUGUCCUCCUGUUAACCCAUUAUCAUUGGAUUGGCAUUGUGAUGCACCAGUGCCGUAACCACCAUAGACAGUGAGGGGUUAAAAUCAUCUCAAUAAUUAGAAAAUAAUUAGAAAUGGCCACAUUGUCCUGUUUGUUGUUAGGAUGACCAAAAUAUAUUUUCGUAACUUUAAAAGUUACAUUUUAAGCUUGUCUGCUUCAGCAUUCAACAGCUCUUGUCAGUGUCAAAAUGACUGAGAUGGUCAACCAAGGUUAAGUAGGAGAGGUUUACGAAAUAGAACACACAUUCCAGCAUUAAGUGCAAUGUUUUAAUGUAGGUUUAUAUAUAAAUUGGUCCCUCUAAUGUUUAAGGCUUUUUGAUGAACAUCAUGUGAUGGUUAAGUGCUGAAACGUUUUUCAAAGCAACAGUUUUUAAUUGUUCAUACAGUUAGGCCUAAAUGAUAAAGUUCAUAUGGAGAAUAAAUUCAAAUGUAUAUAUUUCUGUACAAUUGACAGGACAAGACUGGUUUGCUCUUUAUAAAUGCAUUGAAGUGGUACCUCAAAAAGGGCAGGCCUCCUGUUUUGCUUUUUUUCAGCUUUCCCUUUUAGAAUGAAGUGUGUUUGUCUGACAUGUAAAAAAAAAAAGUGUAUUAAAAGUGAAAAUUACAAAUGAGAGUAGUUAGUAUACAAAUAAAUUUUUUUAAAAUAAUUGUGUUAUUUUUAUUUUUAUGUAAAAGUUUAUUAUGCUAAAGUUAACUUUAGACAAAUUAAUGACAAAAGUUUUGGAUAAACUUUAUCAUGCAAGAUCUUCUGCUGGGUAACUAAUGACAUUACAGCAAUGACAUCGACCUAUAUAAACGUUUAAACGUAAUGUUUUAGACUACAACAGAAACAGGUUUAUCAAAAAUCAGACUUCCAAUGAACACUCAUGAACCUUCACAUUCCAAGAACACAGAGUUCAGGGAACUGUUUUUAUAUUUUGAUGGACUAGAUCUUAGCUUGUCCAAAUGUGAAUGAAUGCACCAUCUGCUGGACAUAAAAAGUGUAUUUUUGUCUCCAUGCAGAGAUUGUUGGAUAGCUCCAUCUACUGGACAAUAUUUAGACCCAGGGCCAUGACCAGACAGACACCAAUAUUCAGAUAAGGUGUUUCUGCUCAAAUGUGCAAUGGCAUAAACCUAUUGUUUGUUGUUAAUUAUACAGUCAAGUUGAUUUUUUUUAAAAGGAUUGCAUGAUUUACCUCUAGAUAUUUUGUUGUAUACACCUAAUGUAACAAUAAAUAGGAUUGUCACAUUAUUUGCAGUAGGUCAAGUCUACCAUUCAGAGGUUUGAGGUUUUUGAAAGAUAUAAGUACUUGCAUUCAAUUGGUAAAAAAUGACAGUAAAUUGUAUAAAAUAUUUCAAAUAAAUUCUGUUCUUUUCAACUUUGUUUAUCAGAGAAUCCUGGAAAAAAUGUUAUGGUUUGCACAAAAUAUUAAGCAGUGCACUAUUACUGUUUAUUUUUAUUGACUGAUUGAUUGAGCAAAUAAAUGCAGCUUUCAUGACCAUAAAAAACAUUUGUCUAAAACAAUUAAGGUAACACUUUAUUUUUCAAUAGUUUUUUAGACAUUCUGCUUACUGUAACUUUGCAACUACUUGUCGAUUACCAGUCAUUAUUAGUAGACUGUCUGCUUAAUAUCUGCUAACACAUUAUUUAUUGUUCCCACAACAUUCUACUGACUAUAAGUACCUUUUUUUUCAAGUUCAUGUCAACAUGCGAGUUAGUUGACAUUUAGUUGCAAUUAUUUAUAGCUAGUUGAAUAUCAAUUUUAAUGUCAAAUUGCCAAAUGUCAAAAUCUUAGUGACCCCAAAUGUUUAAACAGUAGCGUAUGUACUGAAAUCAAAGUAUUGGACGUUAUUACAAAGUUAUGGGACCCAAGCGUGAUAUGAUAGGAAGGCUAUACUUAAAACAGCAGGGAAACAGUUCAGGGGUCUUGAAUGUCCUUUUGCACAAAUUGCUUCCAGCUUCCUUCAUCUGACAUUUUUAGAAAUAAAAAGUGUUAAUAUUUAUGAAUUAAUAAUUUUGUGCAAAAUAUAGAUAGACACUAUGAUCCAAAAGUAGUUGGACACAUAAGCCAUAUACUUAAAAAAAUUACAGUUGUCAUUGCAGUAGAUAACAGUAUGUCAAACCAAGUGGCAUCAACCAAAAUACAUUCUGAACAGCAUACUUCAUAUCAAACCUAUUAAACUCUGUUUUAUGAUUUGUCUGUAAAAUAAAUCCCACCUUCUUUGAUAUUUAUCAGAUGAAAUGACAUUCAUAUAUUGUUGCAUGUGUGAUUUAAAUAUCUAAAUAUUUCAUGAGCAUGAGGCCACUGUAAAUAAUAUGGGUAAAUAGCAAUGUUUGUAGACAGAUGCAUUUUUUUCUGUGUAUGUAUAUGUACUGUAGCACUAUUACAAAAUAAAUGUUAGUAUUUUUUUAGCAAGACUGUUAAAAUGAUAGUUCAGGCAAAAAUGAAAUUUUUGCCAUCAAAAUACUGGACUUUAUGUCAUGUCAAACCUGUAUGAUGUUCCUCUUUCUGUGGAACAAAAAAAGGUCAAACAGGUUUGGAACAACAACAAUGGUGAAUAAAUAAUAAAACAAACGAGGAAUUAGAAUUUUUGCCUCAACUGUCCCUUUAAAAUAAAUGUGUAUAUGUGUCAGGUUACAGUUACAUAAUCAAACAGACACAUGAUGUAAGGUCUGCACAUUCAACUGGGCCAUUAGGGUAAUUGCAUAUAGACUAGAUGCUAACCUGGUUUGAGUCUAGUGCCGGCACAACUUCCUGUUCAUGAUAGUGGCUUCCUUGCAGAGUCAGAUCAGUGAUAAGCCCUUGAGCGCUAAUAUGCCAAACACACUGUUUAGAGGCUAAUCCCUAUUAAGUGACGUGUGACUUUUUACAUUCUCCUCACACCUUUAACCUCCCACGGCGAUUUUCUUUUCACCUACACCUAACUAUCCUUUUCUAACAGUUUUG